Messenger RNA from Botrytis porri, 1176 nucleotides. RefSeq lists its product as uncharacterized. The transcript has 2 exons. Gene Ontology annotation, biological process: regulation of transcription by RNA polymerase II. Gene Ontology annotation, molecular function: zinc ion binding; DNA-binding transcription activator activity, RNA polymerase II-specific. The record is from RefSeq and is a predicted model, not a curated record. Bases 1 to 1176 code for a protein of 391 amino acids. NCBI's taxonomy places the organism in Eukaryota, Fungi, Ascomycota, Leotiomycetes, Helotiales, Sclerotiniaceae.
AUGAAUCGCCGAUUCCAUAGAAAAUCGAGGAAGGGAUGUUUGCAGUGCAAAUCAAGACAUAUCAAGUGUGAUGAAACCCAUCCAGAAUGUGUCAAUUGCAAAACAGCGAGUCACACAUGCUCCUAUAAGAUUACUGGAAGCGACAAUACCAGCAAAGUCACGACCACAGAAUCAACAUCCACCAAUUCACCAACUCCAACUUUCCAGGGUGACCCACAAAUACCACAUGGGCCCUUAUUGCAACCGGAACCUCCAUCAUUACUUCCAUCACCACCUCAGUCAUAUGUGAACUUCACACAUAUAGAGUUGUUUCAACAUUGUUUUGAAGAUCGAAGCUUUCUGUGGGAUGGGCAAUUUCGAGAUCACACUCCCGUGAUAAUGAAACAUGCUCACAGGGCCCCAUUCCUCAUGUACGAGCUUCUUGCUUGCUCAGCACUGCAUUUGAGUAUCGUUCGUCCUGACAAAUUUCAAUUUUAUCACGAUGAAUCUACGAUAUUGCAAGAGCAAUCAAUCAAAAUGUUUAACGAAUCGGUACAAGAGGUGAAUGAAGAGAACUUGAUCCCGACCUUUGUGUAUUCCGGAAUUUUAGGACUCCAUUUCUUUGUGGAUACAUUCUCUAUGCCUGGUUCGGACUUGGAUCAAUUCAUUGAUAAACUAGUUCAAGCUAUCAAACUAAUGCGUGGAGUUCGAGUUUGCUUUAUUGGGUGGUGGGAUGUUUUAAAGGAAUGUGAGAUUCGUGAACUAUUGCAGUUUGGCCAUGGAGAUAUGGAGCACACUGAUGAAUUUGUGGAACAUCUUCUCGCACUUGAAGAAAAGCUACCUGGGAUUCCUGGUAUGGAGGAAGCGGAACUCGAGGUGUUGCAUGGUGCUAUACAUCAGUUAAAAUGGGUGCAUGUAUCAAGUCUCUUUGACAUUCAUAAAGGAUCUCCGCGUCCUAGAAUGAUCACCACAUGGCCAAUAACGCUGGCAGAGGAAUAUACGGAUCUGCUCGAUCAAAGAACGCCCGGAGCAUUGAUUGUACUAGCGCAUUUCAGUAUUUUGCUAUACGCUUGUAAAGAGUACUGGGCAGUCAGAAAUGCUGGGAGAUUUCUGUUGACGGUAGUCGAAACGUAUCUUGGUAGAGAUUGGGAAUCAUGGUUGGAAUGGCCUAGAUCGAAAGUUCCCGAAAGUGUUUGA